GAGUGAGGUCUUCAUUAGUGAGGUCAUUUCGUGAUAUAUGCUGUAAACAGGAACCUAUUUCAAAGUAGAUCCAUGUAGACUUCGUUUUGGUUGAUGCUGCCAAUUGUGACGUUUUGUUACACUGUGCUGAUUCCGUGUUCGUUAAAUGCAAUUUCUCUAGUGCGCGAAUAAAAUUGGAAUAAAAAAAAAUGAACAAAGACUGCAUUUGUAUUUUGUUUAUGGUCGUGAGCUUGGUGAUUGGUCAGUCUGACUUCAUGUGUCCACCAAAUACUAAAAUGGGUUUGUGUGAGCCGCCACCGUCACCAUGCGUCACAGAUGCGGACUGCAUCCAAGACCACAUCUGCUGUCCACAUGCCUGCAGUCGCACGUGCAAACCCAAGAAUAAUUACGUUUCUCAAGUCGGGGGAAGUUCAGCCAGCGCUAGCCAGGUGCCGGACCUACUGAAUGACCCCCGAGUUUACGUAGGUCGGUGUCCAGACUCUAGCUGCUUUGCGCUGUUCCCGGAACCCAACGAAUGCAGCACCUCCAAGUUGUGUCCCCAGGAGCAGUACUGCUGCAACGAUGGAUGCAAGAACGUCUGCCUGAUCAAGCCAGAGUACGCAGCUCUCAUGGCGCAGCAGGAAGCCAAGCAGAGACAGCAGCAACAGAUCAUGUACCAGAAACAGCAAGAAGAACUGAUGAGGCGUCAACAGGAAAUGUUGCUACAGCAACAGCGUCAGAUAGCGUUGGCCGAGCAAGCUAUGCUGCAGGCUAAAGCUAGAGCUACAGCGGAGGCAGAGCUGGCGGCCCAGCAGGCCAGAGCGAAAUAUGAAAAAGAAUUACAACUAAAGGCAGAAGCCCAGGCAGCGAAACAGAAGCAACAGUUGGCUCAACAGCAGGCAGCAGCGUUGCUUCAGCAGCAGAUGCAAGAACAACAACAACAACAACAACAACAACCGAAUCAACAGCAGACGAACUCUCAGACGCCAGCAUCCUCCAGCGGAUACAACUUCCUCGACAACUUUGUGGACGGUCCUCAAACAAUGACCGGCACCAACACCGAGCUGCCGGCCCGAUCUUCUAAGUUCUCCGAGCUGACGGGGAGACCAACCGGCACCCAGGGUGCUCACAGCGGCGACAAAAGUCUUAGCUUACUGGCCGCGCAGCUCAACUCUCCGGCUAGCGCCAACCCUUACAGCUCCGCCCAUCAGCAAAACGUGUACAGCAAAAGUGAUUACCUUCCGCCAGUGAGGUCCGAAACACAAGAGAGACUGAUUAGACUUAUCCUACCCCAGGGUUCCGCUUCGGGUUCACCUCCAAGGCCAGCCCAGCGGGCUCCCCAGGCUGUCCAGAGGGUUCCCCAACAGAUGGCCUAUCCUAACUCUGGCUACCCUUAUCCGCAAGCGAACCAAUCCCCCGUCAGGCAGCAGGGUUCUGUCGAUCCAUACCUCAUGUUCCAUUUUAUGCAGACUGCUGCCUAGUGUUUCACUACCAUUAACCCUCAUAUGCCCGAAAUACUUUAUAGCAAAUAACAGUAGAAUGAAAGUAAGGAGCUCUAAUAGACGCAUUGGGUUAAAUUUCAUCCAUCCUAUUACCGCUAUUACAGGAUCUGUUUUUUUUAAAGAAAGACUUCUGACUAAAUAUUGAGCUUCCUAAACUUGGUACUAAGAAUGUCUUUAUUUGUUUGCUUGUUUUAAAUACACAAUGCUCUACAAAUGGAAUUACCAUAUUUCUCAUCAAUAAGAGACUUAGCUUUAUAUAUUCUUUUUAAACAUGUAUGGGUCAUCGAAAUUUGUGAAUUGACCAUUCAAAGGUCCACAAUAUCGAUCUUUUUUUUUAAAUCUGGAAGUAGUAACACUAAGCCCUAGUCUAUACUAAAUGUGUAGGAUUGUAGACCUGUUUAUAUAAUUUGUAUCAAUGUUAUUAUGCAAACUUCAGAAGUUAAGUGUUUGUUAAUAAUUCUUUACACAUUUUUAAUUUUAGAUAAAUAAACACAAAAAUUACAGAAACCAGCCAGAUUUUGAGCAGGAUUUAAGCAAGAAAAGGAGUUUGUCGUUGAUUUAGAAGGAUAUUGAACUGAAAAAUAAGAUUAUACUGGUGCAUCGCUUAAUCUCAAAAUUGGAAGAAUUUUUUUUUAAACAUGUUAAAGAAGAAAUAUUUUGGAGAACUCUUUAUUUUUUGUUCUCUGUUAGUUAUUUCAAAUUCUUAUAACUACAAGCAAAGUUUCUGUUCAUUAUUUCAAUCAUUUCAUUUGAUUGCGGAGAAAACAAAAUAUUCCGUUUUAGUCUUUGUAUCUAUCAAAUAAAUUGAUAUGAAGGUAUCGUCAUUGAAAUUCACCAUUUAGCCAUAAACUUUUGUUACUUAUGAAUAUUUAUAAUUAAAAAAAGAUUUCAGGAGAAUGCAGUCAAUCAGUUACAAGCAAAUGUCAAGUAUUUAGGUAACAAUCUAGGGAAUUAAUUCAGUCACUAACAUUCAUCUUUUAAAAAAAAAAUUUAGAUAUCCAGACAAGUUCUUUUCCAGAACAGACAGAUAUUCUAAACACUUUACAAGAAUUUAAUGCUACUUAAAACCAUUUUUUAGCUUUCGUACUAAUUCAUAUUAUUGAAACCGCUAGUCAAAUUGAACAAAACUAAGACAAUUAUAUGCUAAACAUUGUUUUCCAUUAGCUCUCACAUCCAGGCAACAUGUUGUGAUGAUUAUCUGUAGUACUGUUGCAUCCAUUGUAUUAGCAUUUCCAUAAAUACAAUUGAAGAAAUAGAGGGGGUUUAUAAAAAUAUUAAUGAAUAUAUUUCUAGAUCUGCAACACAACUGUAUGUAAAUAGCGAUUUUAUUUAUAAUAAUAAUAAUAAUAAUCUUUAUUAUCCGUAAGGAUGUAGGGUUAUGUAGGGAAUCUGAGUUUCUUUCUUAGUUCCUGUAUGGAAAAUGGUUAUAAUAGUCAAACGCAAUAUUUAUGUGAUUUGAUAUAGGAAGGAGAUAUUUUUUGUUUAUUUCAAUAAAUAGUUUAUUGUUCGGUAUA
Biomphalaria glabrata is the source of this 2995-nucleotide messenger RNA. RefSeq names its product serum response factor homolog A-like. The transcript is spliced from 7 exons. Gene Ontology annotation, cellular component: extracellular region. Gene Ontology annotation, molecular function: peptidase inhibitor activity. Lineage: Eukaryota; Metazoa; Mollusca; Gastropoda; Planorbidae. The coding region runs from base 189 to 1460 and encodes 423 amino acids. The record is from RefSeq and is a predicted model, not a curated record.